AUGACGACCUGUUCGGUAUCUUUUCUAUAAUUCAAAUUGAAAGAUUUAAAAUUCAGAGUAGAAAAAACAACGAUGUGAAAAACGGUCCCUCACCACAGGAGCCGGAGCGUAAAUUUUCCUUUUUUGGAAGGUUUUAAAUUCCAAAUUUCAGCAGUUCAAGUCCAAGUUCAAGCUCAAGCUCAAGCUCAAAUUCCUCCCGUAAAACCAGUAGAAACGAAGAGUACAGUUGAAACCUCUGAAGUGAGGAUUUUUUUUUCAAAGUCUGAAAUAUCUUCUAAAAAAAGUUUUUAUGACCAAAUUUCAUAGGCAAAGUCGGAAAGGAUGGCUUAGGAUGGAAAAAGGCUCCAUGAAAAUGUUCCUUUUAGGGUGACAAAGGCUCCUUUUUUGCUGCCUCUCCCUUUUCCACCAUUUCGUGGGUCUUUAAAAUCCCAGAAUAAUGAAAGGCUCAAUAAAGAUUCUCAUUUUGCUGCCCUUCUGCGGCCUUUUUUGAGCCUCUCCAUUUGAGCGGCCAUUAUCCACCAUUCCGACCUUGCCCGAGCAACUUGAGGCACCCCUUGAGUGACCACUAAAGUUUCGUUCAGUAGAGAAAAGAAGACUUUUUUGAGUAAGAGUUGACAACAUUUUUUAGAAUCCAACAAUCAAGGAAGAGCCGAAAAAGGAGUCGCAGGAAAACCUGAAGAUUGAAGUCAGAAAAAUGCCGCCGUCUUCGGUUAAACUAGUAUUGAAAGGCGAAAACCCCGAUAAGGAUGAUGAUAAAAGGAUGGACAGAAAGUCGGAAGUGGUGGGUCGAAAUCAGUUACUUGUCAAAUUGGAAUCUCAAAGUUCAGCCAGAAAAGGACAUGAUUUUGGACAAUCAGAACGCGUCGGUGGCUUUCAUUCUGGAGCACGGCACGGAGACUCAUGCCAGCGUUGGUUGAAUCUCCUUUGAAAGAAUAUUCGAUCUUGAAAGAUUUGAUAGGCCUUGAAACUUUAGAGAAUGGCUCGACACGGCGUUUUUUGGCAACGCCUAUUUUUUUCCCGUAAAGUGUAGUGUACAAUGUGCAUGCACUGUGGCGCUCUCGCACAUGCCGCGUUGAAAGUAAUCUUCGCGAAAUUCAAAAUUAUCUUUGAAUUUCCGAAGUUCAGUUAUAUUUUUCAUUUUCUGGCCGCUAUUUUAAAUUUCGCGGAACCACUUUGAACACGGCAACAGAAAAAUUGCGUUUUUUUAAAAUCAGAAAACGAUUCGUCUCGUGACCCAUUGAACGUGCGCCUUUAAUAUUCCCUGUUGUUUACGAUUGUUUCCCAUGACGUCACUUGGGAACAUCGGAGCUUUUGACUCCGCCGCCUUCAUUUUGGUUCCGCUUUUUCUUCCACUAACUAAAACGCCGUGUCAAAGCGUUGGUAGGCAAAGUGCGCCCGACCUUGAACGGUUUUCGACAAGGCUGAAAGAUGUCGGCGUUGAUAAGCGAGCUAAAAAAGCGAGACAGUUACCGCUCCGCGACCGCGACGUAUUGAGCCAUUCUCUGGAUGUUUUUAUUGGUAUUACGAAAAUAUCUUUUGACGUGGAAAAUAAAAUCGUAACUUUAAUUAUUUUGAGGGCGAGUUUGAGCGCCAUGCGAAGAUCGUCAUCGACCAAACGUCCCUCUUCCAAUGGGGCAUGAAGAAACACUACAAUUCGGAUGAGACGAGUUGGCGACACAUGAACAAGAGGAUCCUGCUGUUGAAAAUCGAGGUGAGGUGAGAAGGGAGUCCAGAAGACGUCGUUCAGGGCCUCGACGCCGGCAUCAACACUCGGAGAGCGCGCGAUAGGAAAAAGGAAAAGGCCAAAACCUGCACAACUAAGCUUGAUGCUCUCCUCAAAGUUCCAAAGGUUCGGAAUUUCGCAACCAGAUUGGUGCUUUCAUAACUAACUGAGUGGAUUCAAUGACAUUGUAUGAAGCCGCAAAACUCGUCUGAUCUCUCUGCGCUCUCUUCUUUGAGCGCUCUUUUCAUUGCCCAACCUGUGAGGGAUGAGAGAGCGCAGACAAGUUAGACUGUUUUGAUCUGUAGAAUGAAUUAUUAGCUUUAAAGAACUUUCAAAAAAGUUACAAUUUGUUUUCAGAAAAAGAAGAAGAAAGAAGGAACAGCCGAUUGA
Caenorhabditis auriculariae is the source of this 2113-nucleotide messenger RNA. NCBI's taxonomy places the organism in Eukaryota, Metazoa, Nematoda, Chromadorea, Rhabditida, Rhabditidae. The record is from the annotation of a GenBank genome assembly.